Molecule: messenger RNA, 393 nt
Organism: Protopolystoma xenopodis
Lineage: Eukaryota; Metazoa; Platyhelminthes; Monogenea; Polystomatidea; Polystomatidae
Source: the annotation of a GenBank genome assembly
AUGUCGCGUUUUUAUGCACCUACGUCCUCUAACAAUCGCUUCCCGGAGCAGCAAGCAUCCGAAUCCUCUUGUACCAGCACAGCUAGAAUCAGCUCUAAUUCACCUGCGCCUGUCUCUUCGGUCCCUGUACCAAUUCCUUUAAGUUUUCGUCUUACUCCAUCGGAUCCUGAAUGUCUCAACACUGUACCACAAAUUUCACCUAGCAGUUCAUCGGAUCCGAUGAAUAAUUCUGCCUCACCCUUCUUGCAGGGCCGUGUGGAAAAGAGAAGAGGCCGCAUACGUGGACGGCGCCGGUGCACACGUAGACGUCGCCGCAGCUACAGUCGACGACAAAAUCGAAUCACUAGUGUUUCACCAUCCAGGCUGGAUCCAGGCCGGCGUUGGGAUAGAUAG